AUGUGGAGCACAAAACAAGAAUGUGUUACUUUUGUGCAAAGAAAAGUCCCGAGAAAAAGAAUCAAAGCUGUAGCAUUUUUUGACGCUAGUUCACAACUUUCCUUUAUUACAAGCAAAUUAGCGGAACGUCUUGGUCUUCCAGGUGAAAGAGAAAAGGAAUUAAACAUAGCUUCACUCGGUAGCAAACAUCCUUUUACAUGUCGGGUGAGGAAAACGAAAGUAGGGAUUGACACAACGGAUAAAGACGUCUGUGUGCUCAAUGUAAAUGCAAUCGAUUAUUUGACUAAUAAAUUGCAAAUAAUUUGUAUCACUGACGAAGAAGCAGACGAGGUAGCUUGGAAAACUCAACUUUACGGGUUACAACAGAAGUGGGAAGAACCAGAGUUACUUGUGGGGGCGGAUUUCUUUAAGUUCAUUGAACCUAACAAAUCUCGCGAAAAUAGAAAAAGAUCUUGCGUGUUCUGCAAAGGCAAUCGUUGGGAUCAUCAGUGUCAAAAUUAUUCAACGGUAGCAGAGCGGAUUACUCGUUUGCGUAAGUUGAAAGCAAGUUUUAAUUGUUUUAAAAAUGGGCAUUUUACUCAAGAAUGCAGAGCAGAGAAAAAACAAUGCUUUUAUUGCCGAUUAAGUCAUAAUAGUGCUGGGUGUGAAUCAUUCAGUCAUAGAAGGGAGUUAAAACAAAUGAAAACAAAUUCUAAAGGAAAAAAAAAUGAACAAACAACAUCGUGUAACACAAUAGCCGAAUGUGGAGCACAAAACAAGAAUGUGUUACUUUUGUGCAAAGAAGCAACCCUAAUAAAUCCAGAAGUCCCGCGAAAAUGA
Messenger RNA from Gongylonema pulchrum, 819 nucleotides. The record is from the annotation of a GenBank genome assembly. NCBI's taxonomy places the organism in Eukaryota, Metazoa, Nematoda, Chromadorea, Rhabditida, Gongylonematidae.